This is a messenger RNA of Dothidotthia symphoricarpi CBS 119687, 3001 nucleotides long. RefSeq lists its product as uncharacterized. NCBI's taxonomy places the organism in Eukaryota, Fungi, Ascomycota, Dothideomycetes, Pleosporales, Dothidotthiaceae. The record is from RefSeq and is a predicted model, not a curated record. Bases 72 to 2906 code for a protein of 944 amino acids. The transcript is spliced from 7 exons.
CGCCCAACCAUUGUUUUACCACAAACUUAUAUAUUUCACUUCGCCUAUUCGGGAUCACAGUACUCUCGAACAUGGCCUUCAACUGGGAUAGGCUCCAAAAGUCCCAACGCGAUUUUCCGAAACCAAAACUCGCACUUGCAGCGGCCAACAAAGCACUCAAAAAGCAGUCAAGCAACCCAUAUCUACUCGCCUGGAGACUGGACAUAUCUCUUCAAUUGGAACUCAACGAACCUGAGGUCACUCAGAAUCUAGCAAACGCUAUUGGAAAGACGACUAUAACGGAUUCUCAGCUUCUCGCAUAUGCUUACAGACUGCUUACCGAAUCAGCGCGAAGGCAAAAGACUACUGAUUUGAGUGGCGGCUCCAAUGGCGAUAUAGGCAUCAAACCAUGGGAGAAUGCCGCAAAAGGUCUCAAGAGUGGACGUGAUCGCUAUGAUCUUUGGAACACUCUGUUCAAGACAGCGAUGCGUGAAGAUUGCUGGGAAGAUGUCCGCGCGGCAGUCGUGAGAUACAACAAGGAAAAACCAUCUGGGAUCAAAAAGCUCAUGUACUUCCUUAAUAUUCUCGCAACUCAGCUCGCAGCUGAGAUGAAUGUGAGUGGUACUGGGACGGCCCAGACAAAUGCGUCAAUGCAAUUGAUGCUCGCUCAUAGGCAACUCAAGCAAGCAUAUGAGAAGCCAAUAGACGAAGCUAUUGCUAUCAAGGAUAUACGGGACUUGCGUUUCAUGGCUGAGAUAUUCAAACGACAAGGCCGUUGUACCGAGCUGUUUGCACUAUGGGGCAAUCCUCCCGAUGGUUUGAAGGAAGUCAUGUCCAAGCAUCACAAUGAUUUGAUGAGCCUGAAAACCAGGAUACUUUCGGAAGAAGAAAAAUGGGACUUGCUCAAAGACCACUGCAUAGCUUAUAUCGAACAAAGCAUGUCACAGGUGGACAAUGAAUCCGAGCGAACCUGGGAGCUUUGCGCUCGGAACUGGGAUGUGUGGAAGGGGUUGAUGGACGCAGUGUUGCAUACAGGUCGUAAGCCGGAGACAAUGGAUGUCAUCUCUGAGCUCAUCGAUCGCUGCUUCAAACCGGGAGUGCACAUCCAAGACCGACCUCUACGUCUUACGUAUAUGAAGUUGCAGCAAUUUGUGGAUCGUCCAUUCCUCUCAGAUUGCAAAGACUAUUGGGAGCACCAUUCCCGACUUCCUAGCUGUUUCAAGGAUCUCCGUCCACUGGUCGAAUCAUUGUCUGAAGACGACCAGGAAGACUUUCUCAAGUUCGUCGAAGAGAAAUCCUACGGAUUGAAGCCCAGCCCAGCAGAUGGUCAACAAAAAUUGGACAACUGGCUCCAGGCUGAAUUCAAUGUCUUGAAAUUCACAUAUCUGUUGACAAUAUCUCAACGAAAAACGCCGACCCCAGAAGCUCUGGAAUCGCUUAUCGGCAAUGCGCUGAGGUUAUUAAAGCUCUGGCCCGAAAACUCAGAGGUUGGGUACCUGGCUGUGUAUGGUCUUCAUGUCCUGCAUCAUCGAACUGUUCUACCAGACGUGCCGAACAAUUCGACUGGAACCGCCCAUGCCCGGCCGUUCAACAUUUACAACCCGCGCAUCCUUUUGCAAGCUACCAUGCUAGCGCGCCAUCUUGUUCAGCGUGAUGUCGACAAGUCAGAUAGAACCGGCUCCCUGCUUGCUGCUCGAUUACAUCUGAAUCUCGGACUCGGUAAAACCGCAUUUCAUCUUUAUAGCCAUACCAAGUUGAAGGAGAUGCUACUCGACACACUAUCGCCGUACAUACUAUCCCGCAUCUCUCUUACCCAUCCUUUCGACAUCAAAGGAUAUCAGAGCUUCUCGGCCGAGGCCGAGUUGUCGAAGGUCAUCAGCACGAUCGAGAAAAUGGAGGUGAAGUUAGGGAGCCUCUUGCUUACCGAUAUAUCAUCGUUUGCUUGGGACCAAGCCAUAGAUAUGUUGGUCAUGAAAGAGAAGCUAAAGUCGAGCUACACAAAACACCUCUGUACCAUGGAACGUCGUCGGAUAGCUCGCAUGAAAGGAGAGUCAAGCGAGAAUUUCCCUUGUCUAAGCCAUACCUCUUACCUCAACAUCUCGGACAAUGUGGACAGAACUGUAUUCCCUGAUUUCGAAGUCUCGGGUACUGGAGGCCUUCUCGACUUCCUCAUGCCCGCAAACAUACCCAAUAAGGACUGGUUUAUACAUAGUUGCAACGAUUGGGACCGUAUUAGCAAGGUACUUUACCAAGAAGGAGCCUGGUCUGACUUCUCCAGCUGGCAUGAGAAAGCUGUGGACAGUCAGUACGAUCCGAAGAAGAGCCAACCGAACAUGGUUUUGAUGGAGACCUCCCUUAAAGAGAUCUGGCACUCGAUCAAAAUACUCGGCGUGGAAGCACAUAUGCCGGGUAUAGCUUCAGCCGAAACACUCACAGAGAGCAUCAAUGUCCUUAUGAAAGAACUAAGUGGGAUGCGUCAGGCAAUGGAGAACCUGCGCGUACAGGGACCGACAGGCUUGAAGCCAGAAGACGAAAUGACGAUGCUCACCGAAGGCAUGCUCAUAGCAUGCUACACGAAGCUGGAAGUUCUUCGCGCACUUAACAAACUCCUGAAUCUUUUGGGUGACAAGGUCAUCAAGACCAAGGUCGCCCAUCCACUCAAGGCCAAGCUACCGGCAGACUUCGUCCCUAAGCUUUCCUCAGACAUGCUCAAGUGUUACCAAGCAAUCCGGGAUGUGGCUGAGAGCUAUAUCGACCUCAUCAAGAAGAGGGGCAUGGUCGCGAUCCAGGCACAGGUACGGUGGGGUCCGACGGGCAAGAUUUUGGAGCGUCUGCUCAGUGACGACGAUGUGGACUCCUAUGCUGGGGAAUAUGUGGAUAGCAUGAUUGAGGCAUGGAAUGGAGUGCUAAAGGUCAAGCUCAAGUGAAGGCGAGCAAGAGUAUGGACAUGAUUAUUGCAAUUUACUCGUUCGGAAUCUGUAUAUGUCGUAUCAUCAUUAUCAAUAUGAACAUGACGAUGCAC